Sphaeramia orbicularis (orbiculate cardinalfish) is the source of this 8297-nucleotide messenger RNA. Its product is annotated as lysine-specific demethylase 6B-like. The transcript has 22 exons. Gene Ontology annotation, molecular function: RNA polymerase II cis-regulatory region sequence-specific DNA binding; histone H3K27me2/H3K27me3 demethylase activity; chromatin DNA binding. Gene Ontology annotation, cellular component: MLL3/4 complex. The coding region runs from base 339 to 5639 and encodes 1766 amino acids. NCBI's taxonomy places the organism in Eukaryota, Metazoa, Chordata, Actinopteri, Kurtiformes, Apogonidae. The record is from RefSeq and is a predicted model, not a curated record. Gene Ontology annotation, biological process: regulation of gene expression; heart development.
CAUCAGAGAGUGGAGUGGAAACAGGAAGAGGAGGAAAGGGGGAAGAAAGGAGACAGAGGAGAGGAUCGGGAGAGACAAGGUGGUGUGGAGUGAAAGGGAGGAAAAGGGGAAAAGGGGAGCAGAGGGGCGUGUGGUCCAAAGAGCAGAGACAAAUAAGCCAGCGGGAGAGAGCAUGUCUAUUUAAAGGGAUCUGAGCCUGCACAGGUCUGCUGUCUUGCUAUCCCUGACUGACAGCAUCAUUGAAUUUGGACCAGAAAGCCUGCCCCCCUUUUUUCUCUCAACAUUCAUUUUAAGGUGUGAAGUGGAGGGCCUCCCCAAUACAGACCAAGACUGGCUGCAUGUAUCACCCAGCAGAGCUGUACUCAGGCCGUAACACAUGGGACUCCCAUCCAGCUGGAGGACCUAACAGAGGAAAGUGGGCUCCGGUAAACAGUCGCCCCUGGAGCCACACACAAAGAUGCCAAGGGGGGCGCAACCAGUCACAUCACCCACCAUCGAGUCGUCUUUAUGACAGGGAGGACAGACCAGUCAGCCAUGUCCAGGACAAGGGUCUCUCGAAGGGGCACAGACAGUCUGUACAUCUCUGGGAUGGUAAAGAGCAGCCAUUUGAAACCCAGAACUGGCAUCACAACUCCACACGCUCAUUCCAAAAUCGAGCUGGCAGCAGCAGUGGUUAUCUAACAGGACCAGGAGAGCGCUACGCAAACUGGGACAACAAUGUCAACAACUCUGUGCAUGGAGGUCCUCGGGCUCAUCGCAGCAGAGAACUCCAAUCCCUACCGGAGAGAUGGGCCCCAUCCGACUGUCGAAGGAGCUUCCCAGGUAGAAUGAUAGACAACAGACCAGGGCCUUGGAAACGACCAGCCCCCUACCAGCGGAGAGACCAGUUGCACCAGCACAGUCCACCUCUACAACACCCUUUAUCCCCUAGAGAAGAGUGUCCAGUCAAGAGGAGAAGGGACUCUGAUCAGUCAUCUCAUCCUGGAUCAAGACAUUUACCUUUACUUGCCCAUCCUCCAUCACCUCCUCGCCACCACCGUACCAACCAAGAUGACUGGAAGCCUCUUAAUGACAGGGCAGGUCCUUGCCAACACUCUGACUACAGGACCUCAUCUACACAGCAACAGGAAACCUCUAAACUACGUGCUGGAGGACACAGCUUCUCUAAUAGCAACCCUACAGCUCUGAACCAGAACUGUGGCAGCAGACCACCCCAUCACGGAAGCAGAGGGAAGGUUGACCGGAAGAUCCCCUCUUCACCAGCAGAUCACACCCGUGUGCCUUACAGCCACCAAAACCAUCAUUACCACCAUCAGCGGCACACUGGCCACCCCAGGGCCCUUCAGCACAACCCCUCGUCACACUCUCCAGAUGAAAAAGACUCCCGGAGUCAUCACCACAAACAAAGCACAGAACCUCAGCGCAAUCAUCAAAGAGGAAAUCCAGCUCCCUCUAAGACCUCUGCUGCAGUUUCUCCUCCCUAUUCAUCCCUCCACUACAGUCCUCAAGACGGCACUUCCACUGCCAGCAGUCCAUCUGUUCCUUCUAGUCCCCCUUCACAUAGCAGUAAAAAAGAUUCACCAGUCAUUUACCUGAGCAGUCCAGGCCAAAGUGGACACCAGAAACUCCAGGGAAGUCCCAAUCACACCCCAAGAUCUAGUCCGACAUCUAGCACAGCUCUUGCCUCUUAUGCAGGCCCCAAAUGCAGGUUUUCAGAUGUCAAAUACAGAAAAACCACUCAGCCUCUCUCCUCUCAACAAUCGACCCACAGAUCAAGAGAAAACAAGCCUGAGAAGGAGCUGGAAGAACAUAGAAAAACUGAGUGCAAGCAAAAAGAAAAGCCUGUCAAAAAGGAGAGAAAGGGUGAAGUACAAAAGACAAACAGAAAAGGUGAGGAAAGAAAAAGGAGGAAGAAAAAAGAAGAAAAAAUAGUGGGUGAGAGAAAAAAGAAAAGGGAUAAAGGAUUAAAGAAGGAGUGUAAGUUACAUUCAAACAGUAAAGUCACGGAAAAGGAAGUGGUAGCUUCUGUCUCCAGACUCAGUUCUUCAGGAGAGGCCAAAAUGAAUAAAUCAGAGACAGUAAAUGUGAUGCCGGAGAAUCACACCCAGCCUCCAACCAGCCUACCAAAACACAAGCACAGGGAGAGAAGAGACCGAGCUGAGAAGACACCACGCAGAACCUCCAUAAAUGCUCAAAGUGCUUCAGAGAUUCACCCUCCGUCGGGUAAAACUAGAUACACCUCACCAAAGCCAUCCUCUAAAACUGACGAUCACAAAAUCCUCAAAAAGAAUGGCAACCCAGCAAAACUCCAUGUCAAGAAAAAAGUAAAGCCACAUUUCCCCUCAAACAGCAACCCCAACAAAACCAGUGGGAAGCCCACUGUUUUUUCAUCUCCAUCAGACGACGAGCCAAAGGCGAAUUCUGAUGAAACACUCCCUUCACUUUUGUAUAAAGCCUUAGCACCACUAAGUACAGCGUGCUCACUUAGCUUAGAGCUGCCUGUACAUGGCAAAGAAAGUGGGCACGGAGGGGUUCUCAGCGCCCCAGAUCUACAGCCCGUGGCAGUGAUGGGAAGUUUGAGAGAUGCGGGGGACAAUCCUGCAAACAGCCCACCUGUCCUCAGCUGGCAGGGCUCUCCGGUGUCAGUUGAAGAUGAGGAUGAGCUCGAGAAAGGAGUGCUAAGUAGACCAGUCCUGCAGCCCAGCCCUACCCAGUGCUUUUCUCCUUCUCCCGGAGACAGUGAAAUUGUCGAUGAAAUCAUUAAAGAACCCUGUGAGGAAAGACUGGUUGAUUUAUGCAGCACAAGCGUGUCUGAUCGUCCCUGUCCAGCUACAGCUGAUGAGGAAGAAAAGGAAGAAGAAGAAGCAGACAGCAGGAACGACACAUCAGUUUUGCCCAGUCAUGAGAUUCAGCAUCAUAAAACAGGCAUGGAUGACGUCUUCAAGAGCUUGGCCACCUUCCUCGGAGGCCAGAGAAUCACGUGUCGGGGCGGUCCAUUCGGCAGACCUCCUGCCAUCGACACCAAAGGGGUCAAAUACUCCUCGUCUCUCGCACUGGAACCAGAGAUCCACUGUCUUGACCAUCAGGAUCCCUCUCCCCAAACACAUCCCACUCCACCCCUUACACCCAGUACCCAGUUAUCAACUCAUACUACCUCAGACACUGUUUUGAAAUCUCCAAAUUUCACAGAUCUGAGUCAGCCUUUCACUGACACCCUGAUGCAGAAUAAGCAGAAAGAGAAGGAGAAAGGCAUAAAAUUGGAACAAGAGGUUAAAGACAUACAGACUAGUGACUCUGAGAGAAUAGAGUCCUCUCUUUUGGAUGAAUCUCUGAGCGCUGAGCUGAGAUUGACCACCACACAUACAGCCGCAUUGGAAAGCCUCCUAUCUGUCCCUACCAAGACCGAAAUAGCAAACAGUGAAGAGUUAGGAUGCCCUGGCACAGAAAGAAAAAGGAAAUGUAAUGUUGAGGAUGGAAAACAAGAAGAAGUCAAGGCUAAGAGAAAGAAGGAAGAAGAAAGCAAAGUUGUCUGCCAUAAAAACAAAGCAAAUGAAAUUAGGGAUUUGGAAGAAAAACAUGAAUGUAAAACCUCUGUUUCAUUCUCAGUACCAGUCAUCUGCAGAAACCUGCUCAAAGAAAGUAUGAAGGGCCAGAUUCCUCAGGAAAAUCAAACUUCAAAUGGGAAAGAUACCCAGGCUGAAAAGGUACCCGCUGGUAACACUGAAGUAAAAGUAGAAACAGUGAAAAAGGAACACGAAAGUGAGUCUGAGAUUAAGAAAUCCCCGGCAGCUGGAAACAAGACCUCGAACUCAAGGUCAUCUAUAACAAUCAACACAUCUAAAUUAUGUGUAUCUCCACCAGCAAGUAAAGCCCCCUGCUCAUUACCUCCAAUGGACCCUCUGAAACUGAAAGCACUGUCCAUGGGCCUGUCUAAGGAGCUGAAGAUCCUCUUGAUUAAAGUGCAGAGUGAUGGACGACAAACGUUCAACAUAUCAGAAGUGCAGGAGCAAAGAAUCCCACUGUCCGUGAUCAACAUUCAAAACUCAUCCACGGAAGUGAUCAGAGCUUGCAAGGGAACUCGGGUGAAAGGGAAAUUCAAGGAGUCUUACCUGCUCCCUGCAUUUUCUGUCAAACCCAAUAUUGGAAUGAAGACCCCCAUUCCUCGGGAAAAACUUAACCCUCCAACACCAAGUAUUUAUUUAGAGAGCAAGAGAGAUGCCUUCUCUCCGGUUCUACUUCAGUUCUGCACUGAUCCCAAGAAUGCUGUUACUGUCAUCAGAGGCCUUGCUGGCUCCCUCCGCCUUAAUCUUGGUCUGUUCUCCACCAAAUCCCUGGUGGAGGCUAAUGCAGACCAUGCAGUGGAAGUGAGGACUCAGGUUCAACAGCCUGCUGAUGAGAACUGGGAUCCCAGCGGCUCCUCGCAGACGUGGCCCUGUGAAAGCAGCCGUUCACACACCACCAUUGCCAAAUACGCUCAAUACCAAGCCUCCAGUUUCCAGGAGAGCCUGCAGGAUGAGAAGGAGAGCGAGAAUGAAGAGGAAGGAGAGCAAGACAAGCCCUCAGAAACAUCAGCCACCGCAAAAGCUGGUCCAACCAAAGCCAACUCAGCCUCUGUCUCCAGUAAAGGCCAUCCUACUCAUGUCACCAACUCCCUCAGCUCAGACCAGAAAAUUGUAGGAAAGAUAAUUAAAUUCGGGACCAACAUUGACCUCUCUGAUCCUAAAAGAUGGAAACCCCAACUGCAGGAACUGCUGAAGCUGCCAGCUUUUAUGCGAGUGGAAUCCAGCAACAACAUGCUCAGUCACGUUGGCCACACCAUCUUGGGCAUGAACACCGUCCAGCUCUACAUGAAGGUGCCAGGCAGCCGAACACCAGGUCAUCAAGAAAACAACAAUUUCUGUUCAGUUAACAUCAACAUUGGGCCUGGUGACUGUGAGUGGUUUGCUGUCCAUGAAAAUUACUGGGAGGACAUCAACAAAUUCUGUGAGAAGCACGGUGUGGACUACCUGACAGGGUCCUGGUGGCCUGUCCUUGAAGACCUCUAUAGCUCCAAUAUUCCUGUUUACCGCUUCAUACAGAGGCCGGGUGACCUGGUGUGGAUUAAUGCAGGGACUGUACACUGGGUUCAGGCAGUGGGCUGGUGCAACAACAUCGCCUGGAAUGUGGGACCACUCAACUCAUACCAAUACCAACUCGCUCUCGAGCGCUUUGAGUGGAACGAGGUGAAGAAGGUUAAGUCAAUUGUCCCCAUGAUCCAUGUUUCCUGGAAUGUGGCUCGUACCAUCAAAAUCACCGACCGGGAUACAUUCAAGUUGAUUAAACACUGCCUCAUGCAGUCCAUCAAGCACAUCCAGAUUCUCAGAGACCAGCUGGUGGCUGCAGGGAAGAAGAUCUGUUACCAGAGUCGUGUGAAGGACGAGCCGGCUUAUUACUGCAAUGAGUGUGAUGUGGAGGUGUUUGACCUGCUGUUUGUGACCAGUGAAAACAGCAGUAAGAAGACCUAUGUGGUGCACUGUGAGGACUGCGCCCGAGCUAAGAACCCGACUCUGGCAGGAGUCGUGGUGCUGGAACAGUAUCGGAUAGAGGAGCUCAUGAGAACUUACGACAGCUUCACACUGGCGCCAUCACUUUCAAAGUGAGAACUCCUCCCUGGUGUCUUUCAGCCAUAACCAAAACUCUAAUGGCAGCACAAAUGUUGUCCUCAAGGCAAUCUAUUCCUGCAAACGGUUUCUAAAUCAGCCAAUCACGUUUACUCGGUAUUGUUUACAUCACACAAAUAAGAUAUGGAUACUCAGCCAAUCCAACAAUAGCUCACUGUCUUCCCCAACUGCUGAUUGGACUUUGUGUUUUGAAAUAGAAUGACUAGACUGGUAUAUUCUCAUGAAAAACAUUUCACAAAAAAGAAAAAAAAAAAAAAGUGAACUCUGCUAGCACUGAAAAUCAGGUUAUAUGUUUUCAACGGACACUGCUGUGAUUCAAAAGCGUCAAGUAGCCGGUUUUUGUGUAUUAAUUCAGGUACUUUUAUGCAAAUUCAGUAGAACUUUUUUACACCAAUCUAGUUAUUCUAUAUGUCCAUGAAUUUGCUGUGAUUCUAUUGUACCAGCAGGGGAAUCGCUUCAAAGGAGAAGUAGCUGAUUGUCACAUUUGGCAUUGUAUUGGUUCCUGUUUUUGUUUGGUAUUCAGGUAAAACUCUGACAUUUGUAAUUCCUGUCUGUAUACUCUUUGAGGUGCUAUUCCAAUCUUAUUUAUUCUGCUUAGAUACUUAAAAAGUUUAACCAGCCUAGAAGUACACCACAUUGGCCUUGUGAACUGUAUUUAGAGGAGAGGUAAUUAGAGGAUCAAACACGAACGAAUAAGGUUUUAUGUAACUGUAAAAACAAAUCAAAAAAUUUUAACAGUUUCUCUAAAAUACGGGUUUGCUAGAGGACUAAUAUGGUUUCAUUCUUAGUUGGAAAUUCAGUAUAUAAAUGGAAAACUAGAUUUUUUUCUUAAAAUGAACUAAAAUGUGGUUGGUGUAGUUUCUUUAAUACACCCAGAAAAAAAAAGUGUCAGUUUUUAUUUUUGGAAUGGGAGUAUUUUCCCAAUUUUAUACCUCUUUUGUUGCUAUGUUCUUGUUUCUAGAUGACAGAGAAAAUAAAUAAUUGUAAAUUGUGAAUUAAUUUAUAGGAUACACACUGGUGUGCAUGGAGAGGGUACAGAAGGGGGAAUCUUCGAUGACUGGGUUGAUGCGGUGCUCAUUUAGGUCUGAUUAAGUAAUAAUGUCCAAAGAGACAAACAAUCAUAUAAUGCCAUCGAGAGCAAACAAAUGAGCAGACUGCAGGGCACCUCAAUGUCUAAUUGUUUUCUCCCAAAGUCAGUUCUGUGCACUGCCCCAAAUUUUAACAUAUUUUUACAUAUUUUACUUCAGUGCGUGACUCAAAACAUCACAAGUAAAGCCCAGUAAAUUUGUUUUCUCAUUUAUGAAAGCAGCUUUUUUAAAGAUAUUUAAACCCAGAAGCCAACAUUUUUAUCUUUUUUUAUUUCACUGUGUUAAUUUACUGUGAUCCGAACGGAGUACUGAACACAUUCAUCUACUGUUGUUUAGCAGUUUGUUUGUUUUUUUUUUAUUAUACAUAUAUAUAUAUAUAUAUAUCAUGUAAUGUUUUUAUCUAUACUUUGAAUUCUACAUUUUUUACCUCUUAUGUAGCACACAGUGCAAGGGCAGCAAACAUUACACUGAUUCAAACUACACUCAGAAGAUGUAAUUAUUCCAUAUUUAUAGGUUCAUGUGUGUAUAACUGUUCGAAUGAAAUCCCUAAAUCUCAAUUCAGAUCUUCCCCCUGCCACCGUUACUCGGUGCACACCAUGUAAUGUACAUAAUGUAUUUGUUUCAGGUUUACUAGAAGAACCUAUGUAGUUUUGUUCUCAAUCAAAAGUCUAAUUUAUACAUGGUCAAAUUAGUACACCUCAGUCAUUUGCUUUUCUUGUUGCUAUGAUAUAAUACACCCUAAAAUAUCCUGUUUCACUCGAGUUUAAAUUACCGCAAUGGGAAUUUCUUCCCACUUUUAUACCUCUUUUUGUUGUCAAUUCCUGUUUUUUGGAUUACAGAGAAAAUGAGAAAUUGUAAAUUGUGACAUUAUUUAUACUGUACAUGGUUGUUUUCUUAUAUAUUUAUUGCAUAUCAAAGGUACUUCACUUGAUAAUGGGGCUACAAGGUAUUUUAAAAAUGUGCUCUGGUCAUAAAGUGUGGAUAGGGGAAGUGCAAUCAGGGGGUGGUUUAAUUUUCAUGGUGCUAGACCCCUCCUUGCCUCAGUGCCCCUCAUUAAACAGCAUAUAAUGAUGUAUGGAAAGAAGUGAUACAACUCAAACCAACCGGUUGGUGCUUAGAACCAUUUCAAUACAGUUUACUAGUUACAGAAAUGGAAUGAUGUCUUUGUACUGUAUCAAACAGAUGAGAUGAUUUUUCAACUUUUUUCCAUUGUAUGAUAUUCAUAAAGUUGUGAGGCAUUAGUGGUUUCAUGAUGAACAUUAGCAGUAGUUGUAAUUCUUGACACUUUUGCAGAGACUUUUAGGGAUGUGACUUGUAAUGGCGUCAAGGUUUUGUUUCUUUUCGUGUCUCGUCCUCAUUAGUAUUAUUUGACUGAUGUAAUAAUGCUCUUUUUCCUCUUUACUUGUUUGAUUCAUGCUGCACUUAUUGUUUCAAAAAGAACUCACAUAGAAGAAAACCUGAGCCAGACCUGUCUUAAAUCCCUCUGUGAUUUUUCUGUGACAUAUUGUACUGUUGUUCAAGAAAAUAAAAUGUUUUGAUAAAUUAUGCC